AUGUACCCCAGCAUCGACCUUGAAGACGCCUUUCUUCGUAUCCGCAACUUCUUGACAACUUCCCCUCUCUGUGACAACGUCUCAGCCGACCCAAUUCUGGUUGCCCUUGAAAUAAUCAUGAAAAGGAACUGUUUCCGCUUUGGAGACACCUACUGGCUCCAAACAGACGGAACUGCAAUGGGCACACCACCUGCACCCUCCUUUGCCAUGUUGUACUAUGGUAUUUUUGAGAUUGAUCUACUUCAAUCUUUUGGAUCAUCUCUACACUACCUCCGCCGAUACAUUGACGACCAAUUUGGCAUUUGGAUUCACCACCCAGAUCCAGCCGUGGAUCGCCAACGAUGGGACGAAUUUAAAGAAUGUCAAGGCAACUUUUGCACUCUCAAUUGGGACUUUUCUACCCUUCUGAAGACUGUCAACUUCCUUGACCUUACUCUUACUGUUGAACCCUUUCAUAUUAACACCAAACUAUAUGAAAAACCACUGAACCUCCAUCUCUACAUCCCUCCUAACUCCGCCCGCACCUCUUCGGUGCGACUCAGGCUUGUCACUGGAGGAAUCUUUCGCAUUUUGCAACUCACUUCCAGAGACAUUGACAAGAAACAAUCUCUUGCUAAGUUCCAUUCUCACCUCUUUGCAAGAGGCUACAAACUGAAGUUCCUUAACUCUGCCUUUGAGACAGCCCUUCAACAGUUCUCUAAGCCCCGCAAAGAACCUGUCACCCCUUCUUCAACGGACCAUCUCUGCUUCCUACACCUUCCAUUCCACUCGCGCGACCCAUCUCAAAAAACCAUUCAAGACGCCUUCCAUACACAAGUCCUUCGCCCUAUCUCUCGGUCAAAGACCUUUGGCAGAGCGUGCAAUUUUGAAUUGAGUCGCCUCAGCACCGACCGCGUGACAUGGGAAGGCCUCUUCAUCCAAACGCCCCUCCCACUUGUACCAAAGACUGAAUUUGAAGAUUACCUGUACAACAUAUGGAAUCCUCACAAUCGCAACCGGAAUGGCCUCAUUGUUGCAUACAGCAGACCACCCAACUUGAAGAACUUACUCUUCCCACGUCAUGUCGAAUCAAAAUGUCUUACUGCCCGAACAGUUUCAACCAUCCAAGAUGAACUCUUGGAUCAUACGCCAAGUACAGAGCCAAACUGA
Molecule: messenger RNA, 1149 nt
Organism: Cylindrotheca closterium
Lineage: Eukaryota; Bacillariophyta; Bacillariophyceae; Bacillariales; Bacillariaceae
Source: the annotation of a GenBank genome assembly